This is a messenger RNA of Naegleria gruberi, 951 nucleotides long. RefSeq lists its product as uncharacterized. Gene Ontology annotation, molecular function: sterol binding. Gene Ontology annotation, cellular component: cytosol; membrane; intracellular membrane-bounded organelle. The annotation marks the transcript as partial. NCBI's taxonomy places the organism in Eukaryota, Heterolobosea, Eutetramitea, Acrasida, Naegleriidae. The transcript has a single exon. The record is from RefSeq and is a predicted model, not a curated record.
UUUUUAAAACAAUUAACUCCUCAAACUGAGUUGUGGAGAAUUUCCGUUCCAACCUACAUUUUGCAACCACUCUCUCUUCUUGAGAAAAUUUCUCACUACUCUUCUCCUAAUAAUACUAUUGAAAAGAUUAAUGAAGAAGAAUCAGCUGAAAAGAGAUUUAUUUCUAUUUUGGCUUGGGUUAUCAGUAAUUGGAGAACCAUCCCAAGAGCCGGUAUGCAACAAAGUAAGCCAUUCAAUCCAGUUUUGGGUGAAAUUUUCAAGUGUGAAUGGAAUCACGGUGCUGCAGAUGAUAAUACCAAGUUCUUGGGAGAACAAGUUUCUCACCAUCCACCUGUUUCUGCAUUCUGUUGUCACAAUGAAAAGCGUCAAUUCACAUAUACUGGUUAUGUUUUCCCAGUUACUUCAUUCUCAUGGAACUCUGUAACAACCUUGAUGGACGGUGAAUUCAAGAUUGAUCUUGGUAAAUUCAAUGAAGAAUAUAUUGUUAACCAUCCUCCAGUCAGUGUUAGUAACGUUUUGUGGGGAAAUACUGUUAUUGAAAUUUAUGAUUAUCUCAAAAUUAAAUGUCCACAAAGCGGAUUCUAUGCUGAUAUCUACUUUGAUUACGGAAAGGAUAACUACUUGAGUGGAUACAUUUAUGAUGCUGAAGGAUACAAGAAGCAUUGGAUUGAAGGAAAGGUUAAUCAAUCUGUUCAAAUUCAAAAUUACUCAACAAGUGAAAAGUCAACCUUGUAUGAUGUUGCUACAUUGACUCGUCCAACUAAGAUUAUUAAGCCUGUUGCUGAACAAGAACCAAGAGAAUCAAGAAGAAAUUGGCACAAGGCAGUUCAUGCUUUGAAGAAUGAAAAAUUCGAAGAUGCUCAACUUGAAAAGCACAUUGUUGAAGAAAGAGAAAGAGCUUUCAGAAAGGAAAGAGCUGAAGCUGGUUUAACUUGGACACCAAAAUAUUUC